Molecule: messenger RNA, 10301 nt
Organism: Anas platyrhynchos (mallard)
Lineage: Eukaryota; Metazoa; Chordata; Aves; Anseriformes; Anatidae
Gene: CEND1
Product: cell cycle exit and neuronal differentiation 1
Biological process (GO): radial glia guided migration of cerebellar granule cell; cerebellar granular layer maturation; cerebellum development
Source: RefSeq, a predicted model, not a curated record
AGUCCCAGCCCUUCCUGCCCUAUUGGAGCAUCCUCCCCCCUCCCCUGCUCUCCAUCUUCCUGCGGUCUGCAGAGCUGCAUUGUGGGAAACUCCCAAGUUUUUUCCAACCCCCCCUUCCCUCUGCCUCCCUCCCUCUUCUCUGCGCAAGAGCCAGCUGCGAGGUGCGACUCGUAGGGCCGGAGGACAGGAGGUGCUGUAACAUGUCCAGGUAGGACACCACCAGUGUGAACAUCAUCCCAAGACAGUCACUCCAAGCCAUCCCUCUCAGGUGGCUCCUCUGCUUCAGCCAGCAGCCAGACAGAGGUGAAGACCUGGGCUUGCUCCCCUUGUGAGAGGCAUCCAGUCACUGCCCACAGCACUCGUAGGGAUGGAUUCCAAAGGCAACGUCCGAAGUGGAAACAAACCCGACGCCAAGGCCGCCAGCUCUGGAAAGCCAGAAAAGCCCAGCCCUGUGCCUGCCACCAAUGCAGACAAGAAGGAGACCCCCAAAGAGCAGCCUGCUCCUGCCACUGCCACCAAGAAGGCAGGCGGCGAUGCUGCCAUCGUGAACAACCACAGCAACCUGAAACCCAGCCCAGCCGCCACGGAGACACAGGAGGCCACCGGCCAGUCCCCUGACUCUGACCACAAGGGAAACAGCUCCGAGGAGUCACCAGGCAGCAUCUUCGACAACAUGAAGCCCUUGAUCAUCAUCGGAGGAGUGGCAGUGGCUGCGCUAGCUGUGAUUGUGGGAGUGGCGUUCCUAGCCCGGAAAAAAUGAAGACCAAGGCAGGGUGGGCUGAGAAACCCAACCUGGCUGUACAGCUCCUUUUGAGACAAAUGCAUGCAGAGAAAUUCUAUACAUAUCUAUAUAUAUAGAGCGAGCUAGAUAGGUCAACAACAAACACCAACCGCAACUCCAAGAGUCUUGUUCAAGACAACUGUGCCAGUUUGACCCGAUGUGGGUAACUCCAUGCACUCAGUGUGUUCUUUUCAUGUAAUAUAUCUUGGCUUAUACCACUGUGUAUAGAUUACAGCUUCUCCUGAUCGGUGUAAAUGACGGUGUCCCCUCCCCUCCCUGCUGUCCUCUCUGGGAGACACCCCCACCUCUCUUGCAGUCCCCUGUUCUCAAGUCCAAAGUGUUCUUUGUCCCAUCCAGAGUCCCUGCUUUGUGUUUUGGUUUCUGUUUGGUUUGUUUCUAAGUUGGGUUGUGGUGAAGAAGAUGUAAGGAGAGAUGGAGCCUAGUGAGAAGACCCAGUUCACCUGUCAUUGUGUGUAGGGCAAAGUGUGAUCUCUAAUAGGUCUCGUGUACCUGCUGCUCAUCAACCCACCGUUAAAAACCCAACUCCAAAGUGCCCCAGAGAAACCAGGCCAGCUGUAGCUGGAAGCUGCAGCAUGGCAGAGCUGAGUAAGCAGCUCAGGACAUCACACAAGUCUUUUCACUGGCUGAGCUGCCAACUAGAGAGUGAGCAGAGGGACUGUACCGUGACCGACAGUGCAGGUAGUAGUGUAUGGAGAUACCUGGCAAAAUCCCAUGCCGAUUGCAGGCAGACAGCAGCUGCCGUCUGCUUGGUUUCUUGCACGUUGGCAGCCUUCAAGAUCCCACAGAUCAACAAGGUCACGGGGGCAGUGUUCAGGGAUAGAGAGGCUUUGUUUUGGAUCUAGUAUUUCCUAAAUUUAGGCUGAGCUUUGCAAGAUGCUGUGGCCUCAGCCCAAAAUCCCUUAAGGUUAGCUGGACUCUUUAUUUCUUGGGGGCUCUGGAUCAGGCUGUUCACCUCGUGUUUUCCCACUGAAGGCUCUGGCCUCUCUGCAGAUGAGAAGGUAGGAAAACAGGGAGACACAAGCAGGUUUUAGGGGUGGACAAGAGCUGGGACCCGAUAAGAAAUAACACUGACCUGCUUCACACCAAGGAAACCCUGGUCAAGGGCACUGGAAAUCCAUCUGGUGAUCCUAGGGUGAUUUCUCACCUCCCUCCUGUGAGUGGCAGGGAUCUGUGAUUCCUCUACAUCUUGGAAAUGGAAACAAAUUCCCAAUGCUGGGGAACAGCCUGAUUUCAUUGGUGAGUACCUCAGAUCUAAAGCCAGACCUUGCAAGAAGGAAGGCAGGCGACCAGAAGGUGUUCGGUGCAUUGGCAGAUGACCUUCGCCUGACACCAAGAAGCGGGCAGAUCUUACUCUGAGAGUUUCCACUAGGCUAUUUUGGGCUUCCGUGCUACUGCAAAAAGGCUCUUUACCUUGCUCUGUGUUUUUAAAUUAGGUCAGAGCUCAGAUGAGGUCAGAGAUUAGAUGAGGUCAGAAUCACAGGCUCUCUGGAGCUCAGCAGCAGUUGCAGCCAAUGGAGUUUUGCAUGAGAAGGUGGGGUGAGUUCAGCAGAAAUCAGUUAAAGAGCCACGUGACAUGUCUUUGAGCCUGGAUGUAUAAAUUUGGUGGGUACUGGGCCAGAGAAAGGCCUUGGGUACUGUCUUUGCAGUACCUGCUUCUGGCAAAAUUACUGGAUAGCAUGGUGGAUGUGUAUAACCCAAUCUGGUAAUUCUUCUCUUGGCUCACAUCCUAAUUUGCCUCCAAAUUUGGCCUGAUGGGUGCAUAUGGCUUCCCCAGAUAAAAGCCUUUUUUGACACAGUCUGGCCAUUCCUAUGCUGAGCUUUUUCAUCCUCCUCUUUUCCCCAAGGCUCAUAAAAUAUUCCCAAAAGGCACGCAACCUCUGGGAGUAUCAGAUGCUCUCUUCUGAUGAACAACAGGCUGCUUGCAGCUUGAGUUUAAUGUCUACCUCUACUUUUACCAGUACAGAGACAGGAGAUGGUUAUGUUGGGUUCACGGUGGUUUUGGUAAGAGUGCUAACAGCCUCAGGGGAAAUCCGGGUAGCUGAAAGCACUCUUCCUCUGUGUUGUGCACAUGCCUCCUAGCAGCAGUGCUGGAAGCAGAGGGUCCAUGGCUCGGUGCCUCUACAAUGCCACUUUUAUCUAAAGAACUGAUUUCCCCUCGUCCUGUUUUGCAGAUGUUUAGUGGUUUACUUUAUUUUUUAUUUUUUAUUUUUUUUUGUGGGUGGGAGAAGGGAGUGCAAGCAACAGAGGAGAGUGAGAGGUAUUGGGGAAGCAGAGAUGUGAGACAGAACAUAACUCAGCAGCAGUCCCAGCAACGCUCCCUUGCAGCAACUGUGGGAGGGCCUUGCAAGAGCACACAGUGGGGCUGCUGCAUCUCCUGCCUGCACCUAAACUGAGAGCCUGGGGUGCUACAAAGCCCCCAAACCCCGGCAGCGCCCUUGGUGCAUCCUCGUGCCAUGCUGGGGUGAGGCCCCGUUGCACACCACCUCCCCCUGCUGCUGCUUGCACCCUGACCUGUGCAUUCUGCUUUCCUCAUGAGGGAGGUCUUGGUGCACACACCAGAAGCAAAUUGCAGUGCAGUGCGGACAGGAACCUCAUCUAUGUGACUGGGAGGACUGUGCCCAACAAGUACAGGGUAACGUAUCCAAACGAGUGGGGUUUGGAUACAGGGAUGGCUAUUGCUGUGCUCCCCUUCCCUCAGACCUCUGGGGAAGAGAUUUCAGCUUUUGGCUGGAGGGAAUUUUGUAAGAAAUUUUACUUAUGUUGCCCAUGAGGAAGGGAAUCCGGCUAUCCCUGUUCUGAUUCUUGUUUUGCCGAAGUAGGGCUGGUGAUUUUCAGACAUCAACUUCUGUUUUCAAGUCCUGUCUUCAAAAAAAUAUUUCUAUCUGCCCUGUCUGUUCCUCCCUUUCAACCCCGGAUGUGGGAUUUAUUUUUAUUUUUAAAAAAGCAUUUUUUUUUUUUAGCAGUCUGUGGCAUUACAGAUGCAGCAUCUAACCAUCCUGCAUUGGCUAGCAUAGGUAGAUGCAGGGGGAGGAAAAAGAAACACCUGCCUCAUUUGAGUGCUUUUUUUUUUUUUUUUUUUUUUUCUUGCUUGUUUUUUCUUUCUGAAGCGUUUUUGUGGUUUUAUUUCCUUGGCUUAAAGUUCAGCAAGGGAAGAGGGGAAAAACAGUUCUCAGCCAAUGUGGGCCUUAACCAUUUCUGUCCACACCCAGCCCCCCUUGCCCUUAGGGCAUGUGGAUGGAUUCAAGGCCAGUAACUUCAUCCACAAACACACCACAGAGAUGGUGCCGGGACUGCAGCUCAUCCUCUGGGUAUGUGACCACGUGCUAGCCCUCGCUAGGCAGUGAACGUGGUUUGUCUUGUCUCAUAAUGGAACCUCUGCUUACUGCGAUCAAUUAACACCACCUGCUGUCCGGAUCCUUUCUCUGGAGCCCACCUCUUUGGUUUGGAAAAACACCUCUGUCUAUGUGUGCGCGUGUGUGUGUGUGUGUGUCUGUACACCACCCUGCCUUGAAUAUUCUGUGUAUGUAUGUAUACGUGCAGGUUUAUAUUACUGCAGUCUGGGUAAAGCCACAUUCUUUGUAAGGAAAAAAAAAAAAAAAACAACAACACACAAAACAAACCUGGAGAUGACCCUUCAUUUGUUCCUCUGCAUUCACACAAAGUGUCCGUGAUGUCUUUUCUGUGCCAUUCACAUCUCACCAUGCAGCACCCGAAUUCCUUUUUCUGUCCUGGUUUCUUCUCAGAGCAAAGAAUGUAUGACGAGCGAACUGCCGAAUGUACCAUGUGCCCAUUGUGCUAGGAGCUCAAAGUCACUGUUCCCCCUCCCUGGAUAUUCGCGUGGGCUACUUGCUUAAAAAUAAGGCACUUUUAGCCAAUACUGAACUGUACUGGACUGUGUUGUAGUGCUUUUCACAGUGUGGGUCUAGUGUUGACUUGAGUCAGGUAGAUCAAGCGUAGAUGCCAUACAAGCUCCCAGGCACGCAGCUGGGGCCGUGCACUUCAGUCCUGAAUUGCAAACGACAUCCUCUUAGCAAACACCUCCUGUUCUGCCUUAAUGUGCCAGGCUGUGCGGUGGUUUCGUUUUGAGAAAAAACGUCCAGCGAGAACUAGGCUGAGAAGAGCAAAUUCAUCUCUCUCAGAAUCGAAACGAGAUUGAAACCAAAUUUGUUGAGAAGUAGAAGGCUUAAAUGACUGAACUCGCUGUGCUAAAUAAAUAGUUGUCUUUUCUCGUACUGAGCACAUGCCGUUAUUUGCUUGAUGUUAUUCUUUGUGUGGUGUUUGUGAUAUGAAGUCCUUCUAUUGAUAUCUCCAUGGGGAGAAUGAAUUAAUGCUUAAAACUAGUAAGAUUCUGCGCUUGGGUUUUGAAGAGAUCUAGAUUGCUAGUUUACUCUUGAUAAAGUGCAAAUUAGAAAUUUGGGAAACUGACUUCACAAGUAUUGCAGCUUAUCUCUAAAACUAUAGAUUUGGUUAUUACACCAGAUCCCAGUCUAUUUUUAAGGAGCCACACAUUUUAGUCAAAUACAACGAUGUUGUGCUCUUGAGCAACUUUGUAGAAGGCUUUUGAUGCUUCUAGCUUUAAGAAAGAUGAAAUGGGUUACACAUCCGCUUCCUCUUUCUCCUGGUUUAAUAGACUGUGGUAAGUCCUGCUACUCCUAACAGUUCUGCAGUAGGAUGCAAACAACCCUGGAAACAGAAGGAUAAUGUAGCAGCAUUUUUGGGAGGGUAAUAAUGCAUUCUUGUGGCUGCUGUCACACCUCACAAAGCGCUGAGCAGUUGCUUGCCCUGAAGCACUUAUUAGCCCCACUAGGUGGAGUGAUACAAUAAAAAUAGGUUUGUCUUUGCUGAAUCAAAGCUUAGGGAUUGAUCCCCCAGCUACCAAAUCUAGGGGAAUUUUUCCAUUGGUUUCAGCAUGCUGUGAUCAGGCUUUGCGAUCUUAUCGGCACCAGGGCUAUGACUGCAGGUCUCUGUAAAAUAUAAAUGCAUUUCAGUGGCAUGUUUUACAAACCCGGCCAAAAUACUUCUUAGUCUUCUGCUGAGUACAAGGGAAACCUUCUCUAGUAUUACCUGAGGCAGCCACGCUUACACUGACAUUAGCAUUUAUGUAUAAACAACAGGAUAACUAAAACACAAAACCAACCAACCAAUCAACCAAAAAUACUAAAGCCAGUGAGAGGAGAUGAAUGAUUCUUGACUAAAAUUCCCUUCCUUUCCUGGAAAUGUCACUGGGUUCAGAAAUCUGCCUUUUUCUAACUAUUCUUAGAAUUGGUUGAAAAUAUAAAUUCUGAGGAUUUGUGAAGGAGAAAAAAAUGUUCUUGAAGAAAUAAACUACAUAAGGAAGAUAGUAGUAGUAGUAAUAAUAAUAAUAAUAAUAAAAGUCUGACUACGAAGCCAUGCAAAUUAUCCCUUGUUAACUGGAUUUCUCAAGUGUUUUUGCUGUCUCUGUUCAAUGUUAGAGUUUAUGAAGCAAGAAAAAGGCCUGAAGUUUUCCACAACCAACUUCGUGCAAUUAAAGGAAAUUGCAGGUUUAUAAUUCAGGCAUUUUUAAGGGCGGUGUUCUCUCUUUUCACAUGCUCUGUUGUCAAAAAGUCUGAAAAUCCAAUAUAAACCCAUUUUGAUCCUCCAGUUUGUGACUUUUUGUUAGAGCAGGGAUGCUGGUACAUCUUACUGACCAUACAGGUUUGUUCCCUUCAUCGAGGACCCAUGGAAGAGCUGCUUUCUGUAGCAGUCAGCAACCACAUGGUGUAUUUUUCAUAAACUGCUACCAGUUCUGCUUUACAAGCUGGGCAUCUCCCUUAAUGAAGGGGUUGCCACUGACCUGGAUAAUUAAAAUUCUGCAUUUAACUUAGUUAAGUUCUUAGUGCUGGAAGCCGGAAUUGGGAUAUUUCCUGAUACUUACACUAGAGGUAUUUGGCUCUUUACUCGUUCACAGACAAAUCUGCUGAUGCUGAAGAUCUGACCCAGACUGUCAGCACAUUUUAGGACUUGUGAGUGGCACUCGAUUGACAACUCCACUGCAGAAAGCAGGGAAUCCUGAGCAGCAAUUUUCUGGGCCAGGGUAUGUGGCACCAUCUGCGUACUUCAGAAUUCAUGCUGUGGGUGACAAAGAAGCCAGGAGAGGGUGAUAUGAGCAGUGUCUGCCUUCUACUGUGGAUUAAAUUUUGCUGCUCUGUUUUCAGCCCCUAUCUAUCCCCAUGUGGUUCUUGUCCUGCAGUGACUGUUUGGGUCCUAUUCCUAAAAUGUCUCCUGUCCCCACUUCAACUAGAAAUUGGUUCUCUUCCGAAUUUCAUCUUCUUGAAGUAUUACUUAAUCAUUAAUGGGAAGUUAUUUUUUAAGGGCAAAGAGCACAGAAUAUGGCCAAUAAGGUCAAUGAUAGUCUUAGCUCUCAUGGUCAAUAUGUGGUAAAAAAGAGAGUGUACUUCAUCUAGGUUCAUCUUACUGAAUGCUUCUGUCUAGAAGAUUGUUCUCCUUGAGCUAGACUAUGAUUCCUUGAAUUUAGCAGCCCAGAUGAUGCAAGGUGCAGUUGAGGGGACUGCAACCUAACUGAGACACUGGCUUGAAACAUGCCCCAUGUGCCAUUCAGCUUGAUUUGGCUGGCUAUAUUUCAAGACCAUUUUUUAGUCUUUUAUUGAAUCUUGCAUUGGUUAGCUCAGAUCACAUUAUCUUGAGUGACCCUGAGGAGUUAAAUCUGUGUAGCAGAGGGUUUUUAAUGAUAAAGACUUUCUUCCUUUCUCAUAUCAUCAGUCCAGCCAUGUGACCUGUUUCCUUUUUAAAUCCCGAGUUCCUAGACUGUCUGCUCAUGCCAGGUCUGCUACAAACUAUACAGCUCCACUGGCUUCCAGAGAUCUGAUUAAUUGCUUGUGCUUUGCUGCUGCUUCAGCUACUCAACUGUAUUCCCAGGCAGCUCUGCAGAUGUGGCCUUUCCACAGCAAGGCAAAAACCACGCCCCAGUGCAGAGGCAGAUUUUGGGUUGCCCUACCUAACAGAGCCAAAGUUCAGCCACUUGGCACCUAAGGGGAAUGAAAAGACUGUAGUGUAGAAAGGAAUGCAUGAACUCUUCAUUUGCCCUAGCUGCUAAGGCUUGGGGGUCUGAGAUGCAAGAUAUUGCAUGCUUGUCUGCCACAGGAGCUCAGCAGAGGAUAAAAACCUAGCUGGAAGCUCCCUUUCUGGUCCUUACUCUUUCACAUCAGAGAAACACUGCAUGGCCACAACUUCUGCUUGGGACUGAAGAGCUGGGGGCUGCCUGCCAGUUGGCUGGGAAGGUGACAGAGCACUGGAACAGGCUGCCCAGUGAGGUUGUGGAGUCUCCUUCUCUGGAGAUAUUCAAAACCUGCCUGGAUGCAAUUCUGUGCACCAUGUGUUAGGUGACCCUGCUGGGCAGGGGGGCUGGACCGGGUGAUCUCUGGUGAUCAUCUAUUCUGUGGUUCUGUAUUCUGGCUGCUCAGGAGAUGUUAACGCAGUGUGUGCGUACACUAUAUGUGGCUGAAGCUAGUGCUGCUUUGGUCCUCCAGGUUUUGCACCAAAAAUACAGGCAGAGAAGAGAGGUCCUUGAACCUCUCAGGCUGGAUCUCAGCUGAAGACAAUGAUCUGUAUUUUUGCUGGCCUGGAAGAAUCAGUUCGUGUGCAAGGAACACGCUGCUGUUCUCAUCCUCCAUUAGCUGCAGGGCAGAGGACACAGAAGACUGCAAGGAUUCCUCCGUUUGAGUGGGCUGCUCAAGUUUUGUGAAGUUACACAAGACAACUGGGCCUGGAAAAUUUACAUCUCAUUCAACAAACCAUGCUAAAAAGUUGACACAAAGCACACGGUAAUAGGACAGAUCUUAGUCUUUGGUUUUCCAAAUGCAUGAGUUUGGCUCUACCCUGCACUGAAGUUCUGCUUGCCGCUUUGGGAAGCAUUUGUUCUGUUUGGACACUGAGAUGCUGUACAUGGGGAGACGUGCUCUCUUUGAGGCUAUGCCUUUCUGAGUAAAUAGAUCUUCUUGCUAAGAAAUAUAACGUGGAUUAAAUAGGUUCAGACCAACAGCAUUUGCACAUCUUACUCUUGCACUCCAUUCUUUUCCAGUUCAUUGUUCCCAGCUUGAAAUUCCCAAAUUAUUCCAUUCCAUUUUUCUAAUUUCUCAAAAAGCAAAGCCCCAGCGCAGGAUCCCAAGAAUAGUCACUGCUUCUUUCCAUCUGUGCGUGAUGAUGCUCCAGUACCAAAACUCCCAGGAGGAAGAGAGGAAUCUUUAAUCAUGUUUGCAACAGUAAAGACCUGCAUUGUAUCCCUGGUUUUGCCACAGCAGCUUCAAGCAGUCAAGUUUCUGGGACAAUUUGAUAAGAACAAGGGUGCCACACAGAUUGCCAUGUUUAAAAAAAAUAAAAAAUAAAAAUAGAAUCAUUUGGCUUUAUUAAGUUUUGAGCAGCCCUUCUUAAGCCUGGUGCCUUUUCGUGAGUCACUGGUUAGGACCCUUUCAAUUGAAAUCUUUAAAAGGUGCAUUCUCGACUCUCCAGUGAAAACCAGCUCCCUUCUAGUGGUAGGUGCAGGUUGUUUACAAACUUGUGGAGAAACCAAAAUUGUAGAAAGGGAACUCGUAGGUCAGACUACAGGGGAUUUCUUUUUUUUUUUUCCUUUUGGUUUGCUUUGAUUCUAUUACUUUGCCAGGGACUGACCCAAAGGACUUGGAAGUCCGAUGGAAAGCUCAACCACGAGCAGCAGGGGCAUGCCUGCUGCUAGGCUGGAAGCCACCAGCAUCUUUCCAGCAUCGUUGGUGGGUUUUGUGUCAGCCCCUGGAAAUGUUUUCCAAUUGAUAUUAAUUUUAAAAUGACAUCUUGAUUUCUUCCCUGUACAAACAGACCUGCUUGUCACUUACACAUAUUUACCUGUGUUCAACAUACAGGUUUGUGUUUUUCUUUUUAUUGUUUUAUUUUUUAUCAUUUUUUUAACUUUCUUUCAAAAACAAUAUGCUGCUAGAUACAUUUCCUGGAGGGAAAUGGACACCUACCUACACACAAAGCUAUAGAGCUAAUUUAUACCUUGUUGAAUUUAUAAUCUUGUCUAUGCUUAUAUGGACACUUUGUAUGGGCUGCAGCUCAAACCUUAAAAUAGUCAAGAAUUUUUCCUUUCCCAUAUAGUAUUCUAUUUACUUUGACUUAAAAAAAAACAAGCGUAUAAAUGCAAUAAUGCAGGUAGACUAGAAAUACUAGAUUGAAAAUUAAAGUAGUUUAGCUUGUCCCAUUGUGACUGACAGUGUUGUAUGACACCCAACGCUGUACCCUAACAUUUUCCAGGCUUUCUACGUAGCUGAAUCUAGUAUUAGCUUUGAAAACCCAUUGUAUGAGUGGUGGGUGGAUGGGUUGGAAACGUGUGCUCUCUACACACUGUAUGUUACUCACAUCAGAAGCUGUAUGGCCACUCCAUAUGCUGUGAAACUGUAAAUGAUUCCCAAUACACCUGUAACUCUUACCAGGAUUGUGAGAAAUAAACUAUAUAUAGAUAUCUAUAUAUACAUAUAGAUAUAUUGAA